GUGAAAAAAAUCUAACCAUCGGCCCGAAUCGCAAAAAUUUUAGUUCCGCCCGCGGCAUGCCGAAUCUUUCCUCCUCAAAAUUACCAGUGAAAAAUGCCCGAAAUUAAAUCCCAGUCGUGCGAAAAUGUGUAGUCAUUCGUCGGUCCCCGCCAAGUCCCAAGAUGAGUGGUAACAAAUGCUGCUGCGACAUCCAGGAGCAGAAGUGUUGCGAGGUCAACUGCCGCUGCGCCCUCUGCCGCGUCUACCACCGCUACACGCAAUGCGGCCGUCCCUCCUUGAACGUCAUGUGCUGUCGCGGCCGCUGGUGGAAGUCGCCGAUGAAACCGAAGUCUAAGUCCAUCACGGCCUGCGUCGUCGACCCCAACCAGAACAGGGACAACUGCAACCAGGGCCGAGACACCUGCUGCACCGGGAGGAUGGGGGGCGGUGGAGGUGCAUGUUGCCCGGCCAACCUAGGUUGCAAGCCCAGCCCGCCCAACGCCGGCUGUUGCCCACCCCCCGAUUGUGACCCUUGCAACCCGUGCCCCAAGACAUGCCCGGCACCGUGCCCGGUACCGUGUCCGCCGAAGAUGUGUUGCUCCCGGCAGAACUGCUGCAUGAAGACCAUCACCACCUCGGAGUGCGGUUGCAAGCUCCCCUGCUGUUGCCCCAAGCCCCGCCCCUGCGCCAAGUCGGUCUCCUGCUGCCAGUUGGAGUGCCAGCAGAAGCUCUGCAAGUGCACCUACACGCCGACCUUCAAGUGCUGCCCGCAGAAUUUCCCCCUCUCUUGUUGUCCCAAGAACAGCUGCUGCCAGACCUGCACCAAGGAUCUCCCCGUCUGCUGCACCGGCAACAACAGCAACAACGGCUGCAACAAUGAUUGUAACUCGUGUUGCAGGUACGGUAGCAACUACAACCCUGCACAACAACCAAUGUCGACUUACACCGGAGCCCCCUUUGAUUGCACGGUGGGUAAACUAAGUAAUUCUGAGCGCGUAACUGCAGGGAUCUCGAUCUGCCCGUCCGGUAGGAAUGCUCUAGCGUGACCGGCGGUCUAGUCUCAGCCUUGUACGAGUGAAUACAGCUUAUCAUUGAAUGGGGAUCCCAAAUUACGGAAGCUCUCAUCUGAUCAUUGAGGUGACACCUCCAGCAGAUGCCCCUGCGGAUAGUGCUUGUUGCUACGAGAAUGGACGGGGGCGCAUCUCCACGGCAUCCUCACCAAAAACACCUCUCUUAAGUUUUGGAUAAAGAAUAGCAUAUCUCAUCCUAAUCAUUCAGGAAUCACACCUCUCGUUAAUCAACCAUAUAAACCUCCACCUAAAUGAAACUGGAAAAUUAAAAAAAAAACAGCCUAAAAGACCUUGAAACAUCUCCCCAAGAAGGCGUCAAUGUUUAGAGAAAAGUCGUUUCAAAACUUCGCUGAAGGAGUCUGCCUUGUUUCAAUGAAAGGACAGAUGGGAGAAACGUGCGACUUAUCCGCCUAGGACUUUAACUUUUUCCCCCUUUUCUUUUUCCUUUUUUAAAUGAAAUUAAUGAUGCGUUUUCACCAAUACAGGGUCUAAAAUUAAAAUGUGAGAGUGAAAAAACACUCGUCGUCACCAAAACGUAACUCUCCAUAAAUAUCCACACAAAAUCGCUCCUCAUGCAGCUUGUGGUCGGAAAAAAUCAUUGCUCUGAAAAAAAAAUUAAUUAUCGUAAUCAUAAUGUUGGUUUCCUGGCUAAAAAAUACAUUUAUGCAUCAAGCCGGCUCUAUUGCGAAUGUGUAUGAAUGAUUUGAAAGUGAGAGAACAGUAUUUGAGGAAUUGUUAGUGCCUUUAGUAAAAUAAAUAGUGUGAUCAUCAAUAGUGUGUGUGGCGGUGCAUGUUACGACUGUUACGGUUAAAUUUAUGGAGUGUUACUUUUGGCACUGAGUAUCGGUUUCUCUGCUUUGUCUUGCAGAAUCAUAAUCAUGCCCAUCCCCUAAAUCGUCCAUUGCCGUUGGAUGGAUUUUUAUUUUGAACAUUAUUAAUUAUUUUCUGUGAUUUGAAGUUUUUAAUUGCAUAGCGAUCACCUGAGAUUUUUCUUAUCAUUGUGAAAGUAUUUUAAAGAAAGUCAAAAACAUGAUAUUUCCGAUAUGCUUCGUA
Molecule: messenger RNA, 2102 nt
Organism: Bemisia tabaci
Lineage: Eukaryota; Metazoa; Arthropoda; Insecta; Hemiptera; Aleyrodidae
Source: RefSeq, a predicted model, not a curated record